Molecule: messenger RNA, 3036 nt
Organism: Fragaria vesca subsp. vesca
Lineage: Eukaryota; Viridiplantae; Streptophyta; Magnoliopsida; Rosales; Rosaceae
Product: probable serine/threonine-protein kinase At1g18390-like
Exons: 10
Coding region: 1-3036 (1011 amino acids)
Biological process (GO): protein phosphorylation
Molecular function (GO): ATP binding; polysaccharide binding; protein kinase activity
Source: RefSeq, a predicted model, not a curated record
AUGCAGCAAACUCUCAUUUCUUCCUUUUGCUUCAUCUUGCUGGCUUUCUCCUCCAUAGUCCUUGGUAAAAAACCCAACUGUGGGAAACAUGGCCCGGUUAUCAAAUUCCCAUUCAGCUUCAAAGGUAGCCACCCAGAAAAUCCUGGGUAUCCUGGGUUUCUUGUGUCCUGCAAUGAAAAGAAGGAAACCAUUCUUGUGCUUCCAAUCCCAGUUAAAUUUGUAAUCAAAACCAUAUACCAUAAGGCUCAGAAAAUCCAGCUAUACGACCCAGAAGAUUGCUUGCUUGCCAAGCUUUUGAAAGUCCACAACAUGUCAAUCUUUCCCUUCCACUACUCAGAAUACCAAAUGACUGAUAUUACCUUAUUCAAUUGUUCUUCAGCUGAAAGGGAAUCGCCGGCCUCGUCGCUGUAUUCAGUCCCCUGCUUGGUCGAAGGCCCUGGCUACCAAAUCUAUUGGGUUUCUUCUUCCUAUGGAAUUGAGUACUUGCCCCUCCUGUCUUGUACAAAGAUGCGUAAUCUUUCAUCAGUUCCAUUCAUGGAUAAAACUCGAGAGCUUUAUUUGGAAUGGUCUGAACCAAAUUGUAGACUAUGUGAAGCACAGGGCAAGAUCUGUGGAUUGAAGAACAAUGGCACCACUAGUACUGAGAUUGAAUGCCUUCUCAUGAAGAAAGGAGGUUCGGGGAAAACUUUAGUAGCUACUGGUACAUCCCUGGGUUCAUUUGUACUCGUACUACUUGCUGGUGCAGCUUAUCAUGCUUAUAGUUCUGAUAGAAAGGAGAAACAGAAUCAAUUAAAAAUUGAAACAUUUUUAGAGGAUUACAGAGCUCUCAGACCAAGCAGAUACUCUUAUUCAGAUAUCAAGAGGAUUACAGAUCAGUUCAAGGACAAAUUAGGCCAAGGGGCAUAUGGGACUGUUUAUAAGGGAAAGCUUUCUUCUGAAUGUUUUGUUGCCGUGAAAGUCCUCACUAGUACUAAAGGAGAUGGGGAAGAGUUUUUUAAUGAAGUGGGAACAAUGGGUCAUAUCCAUCAUGUCAAUGUAGUUCGCUUGGUUGGAUUCUGCGCUGAUGGGUUUAGACGAGCUCUUGUUUAUGACUUCUUACCUAAUGGUUCACUGCAAGAUUUCAUUUCAUCAGCAGACAAUAACAAUUCUUUCCUUGGUUGGGAUAAGUUGCAAUAUAUUGCUCUAGGCAUAGCCAAAGGAAUUGAAUAUCUGCACCAGGGGUGCGAUCAACGAAUCCUCCAUUUUGAUAUCAAACCCCACAAUGUUCUGCUUGACCAUAACUUCACCCCAAAGAUUUCUGAUUUUGGUUUGGCCAAGUUAUGUUCCAAGGAUCAGAGUAUAGUGUCAAUGACUACAGCUAGGGGAACAAUGGGGUACAUUGCACCUGAAGUGUUCUCCCGGAACUUCGGGAAUGUGUCCUAUAAGUCAGAUGUGUAUAGUUAUGGAAUGGUACUGCUUGAGAUCGUAGGAGGAAGAAAGAACAUCAGUUCAACCACAGAGAACGCACCUGAAGUUUACUAUCCAGAAUGGAUCUAUAAUCUACUAGAAGAAGGUGAAGACCUCCGAAUCCAUGUUGGGGAAGAAGCAGAUGCUAAAAUUGCAAAGAGACUUGCGAUUGUGGGUCUCUGGUGCAUCCAAUGGCACCCGGUUGAUCGUCCCUCUAUGAAAGGGGUGGUUCAGAUGUUGGAAGGAGGAGAAAACUUGACUAUGCCUCCAAAUCCUUUUGCCUCUCAAGAUCCAGUAAUUUUCUUGAAAUGUGCAAAUCCAGUGAAUUCUUCUUGGUAUGUGAGCACGGCUCCCUGUAUUAACUCCGAAAUGUAUGAUUAUGCCGUUCCAGGCAGUAUCUACCUCGAAGAUGUGGAGAAUGGGUGCACUGUAUAUUGGAUGGGUCUGACCACUUGGAUGCCCUUCCGAAACGUUUCCUAUCAAGAUAUACACGAUCAAAUGGUGUACGGCUUCGAGCUUGUGUAUACGAGACCGGACACUGGUACUGACCCUUGCAGCGGUCAAUGGAAUUACUAUGGAUGUUAUCCGCACAGCAUACGAGCUUUCUUUCUUAUUGGUUGGAUGGCGUUCACCGAUUAUUGGUUUAUCGCGAGUAUUGUUGUUGUCAGUGUUGUAGGGGCAAAACUUGUAUUUGGAGGUCCAUUUAUGAUCGCACUUCUGAUACAUAAGUGGCGAAGAAGGCAUUGGUCAACCUACCGCACAAUAGAAGACUUUCUGCAUUCUGACAAUUUCAUGCCUAUAAGGUACUCCUACUCCAACAUUAAGAAAAUGUCAGCUGGAUUCAAAGAUAAGUUGGGCGUAGGGGGUUAUGGUUCUGUAUUUAAAUGCAAAUUACGGAAUUUCAUGAGUGAAGUAGCCACUAUUGGAAGGAUUCACCAUGUCAAUGUGGUGCAGCUUGUUGGUUACUGUGUCGAGGGUUCAAAGCGUGCCUUAGUAUAUGAUUUCAUGCCAAAUGGUUCUCUUGAUAGAUACAUUUACUCCAAAGAAGAAUCCAUCACUUUAAGUAUUGAAUAUUUGCAUCAAGGUUGUGAAAUGCAAAUUCUGCAUUUUGAUAUCAAGCCUCAUAAUAUCCUACUUGAUGAGAAUUUUGUCCCAAAGAUUUCUGACUUUGGGCUAGCAAAACUGUAUCCAGCAAACAAUAGCAUUGUCUCAUCAAUGGCAGCAAGAGGCACCAUGGGAUACAUUGCUCCCGAGUUGUUUUAUAAAAACAUUGGUGGCGUUUCGUACAAAGCUGAUGUUUAUAGUUUUGGAAUGUUGUUGAUGGAAAUGGGGAAGGACUUGGAGAUUGGGGAUGCUACAGCAGAGGAGAAGAAAUUAAUUAGAAAAAUGAUAGUAGCUGCCUUGUGGUGUAUUCAAAUGAAACCAAGCGAUCGACCUUCAAUGAAGAGAGUUACACAGAUGCUCGUAGGAGAUGUUGAGAACCUAAAAAUGCCACCAAAGCCUUCUCUAUGCCCACAACCGACGCCUGUAAGUAAUCUGGUUCCAGCAUGUUCAAAUGUGGAGCUAACAUGUACUCUUUCUGCUAGGUGA